Trypanosoma rangeli is the source of this 1053-nucleotide messenger RNA. Its product is annotated as putative ubiquitin-conjugating enzyme. Gene Ontology annotation, molecular function: protein binding. The coding region runs from base 1 to 1053 and encodes 350 amino acids. Lineage: Eukaryota; Euglenozoa; Kinetoplastea; Trypanosomatida; Trypanosomatidae. The record is from RefSeq and is a predicted model, not a curated record. The transcript has a single exon.
AUGGAAGUGUUGGGUCGCAGUGGACGCGGCAUCAUGUCGCUUGCCGCAUCGACAUCGGUGCCCACCGGCUUCGCAUCUCUCGAAGACACCGGCGCUGUGACGUUGUGGGACACGCGGCUGAAACGUAAGGACUAUGCGUGCGUGGGCAGAGGAGCAAAACAAGGCAGUAGAGAUGCCACCGAGUUGCUGCUUGCAUCGGACCGACACAUGGCCGUAGUUCUGGCGGAGAAUCUCAUCUUGGCUUAUGAUCUUCGCCAACAGGCACUGCUGCAUGUCUUUAGGCAUGACGCUGAGACGGUGAUAUUUCUUAGCGGUGCCCAUCCGCGUGGGGCCCCCACAACCCUCAUUGCCGAUGAGUAUGGUGUGAUUAUUCCCUUUGAUUUGACUCAGUUUGCCCCAACAGCGUGUGUCUCAGAGCGUUACUUUGGGGCAGAGAAGGAGCUGUCAUCGCCGUGCUUUGGUUCCUUGUCGAAUUACUGUUGUGGUCUUGGGGUAUUGCAGGUAGAUGACGGGAACGCGGUGUGUUCCAUGGGAAUGGACGGCAAUGGUGAACUUUACACGGACCCACUUGAGCCGUCGGUGAAAUUUUGUUUGAUGGAUGACUUGGUGCCUACAGGGGGGCAAGUGGUGAAUCCACCUUUUCCCACAACUUGUCAUUUCCUGCGAGAGUACAUGGUUGUGGGCAGGGCAAACGGCAUGUAUUCCAUUGCCACCUUGGAUACGAAUGACAACGCCGUUGUUGAGCUCUUUGCUGCACCGGCUCACGCAUUCAACGGCCUGUCUGUGGUGCUAUGGACGAAUGAUGGUCAUCUGAUGACGUGCUCAAUUUGCGGUGAAGUUUCCAUGUGGGAUGUGAUGCCGCUCCUGCUGCAAGAUUUACCCACUGACGAGGCAGAAGAAGGAGAAUUACCGCCUCUCGAGAAGGCGUGUAGCGUGCGUGAGACCACGUGCCAGCAGUCUGUAGUGAAUUGCGGGGCGAUCCUUGGCUCAGGCGCAUUUCUUGCUGGCGAUACGAUGGGGUUUGUGACGUCAUGUGCAGCUUCACAGGCGUGA